CGGCGGGGGCGGACGGCGGGGGCGCCGUGCUCCUCCCUCCUUCCGUCCCUCCUUCCCGGCCGGCCUGCCCUGCCGCGCGGCCCGCGAUGCUGCUGCUGGCUGCGGGCUGCCGCCGCGUCGCCGGCCCGGCCUCAGCCGCUGCCGCCUGGCUGCGAGGCGCCGCUCGCUGCGGGGCCCCGGCCGCCUGCCGCCGCCGCCGGGCGGCCCUGCCCGCGCCCGCGGGGGGCCAGCAGGUUACAUCUUUCCAAGGGCUGGCUGUUCGCAGCCUCAGCACACUUCCCCUUCAGGAACACUCAGAACAUGGAAGACUAAUUUAUACGGGAAGUCUCGCCAAGGCGGUGUUAGGUGUGAGAUUUUUCUCUUAUUCUACCAGCAUAUUCAACCUUUUCAUGAUGCCCUACAUCAUGCUCAAAACGGGUAUUGGAUCUGAAAGUCUGUUGGUACAAGCUGCCUUUUAUGGCUUGAUAGGGUUUUUUACAUUUGUAACGCCAGUAACCUUGCAUAUCCUUACAAAAGGCUAUGUAAUUCGACUCUAUUAUAAAGCUGAAAUGGACACAUAUACAGCCAUUACAUAUAACGCAAUCCUGGCAGAAAAAGCGACUGUCUUCCAUCAGAAUGAUGUAAAGAUUCCAGACAUCACCAAGAUGUUUACAACAUUUUAUGCUAAAACUAAAUCAAUGCUUGUUAAUCCAAUGCUUUUUCCAAAUCCAGAGGAUUAUGAACAUCUCAUGGGCUAUGACAAACCUUUUUAUUUUGACUUUGAGGAGAAAAAGGAAGCCACUGAAAGCAAAUAAUUUGAAGAUAAUGAAUGUCACUGUCAUUAUUUGUGGUGCAGUGCUACCUGUGUGAAAGAAUGUACAAUUCUGUAACAUUUUUUUAAGUCUCAGAUACUGUUAGAGUUCUUCAGAUGCAUUUUGGAAUGUAUAAAAGCCCAAAGUCUUUUUUUUUUUUUUUUUUUUUUUUUUUUUUUUUUAAAUAACUUGUAAACAGUGAGAGAUUUCUUCAGAGUUAAUGACACAAAACACAGUAAAACAAAUGCUUAUAUCUGUCUUGUGCUUAUUUGUUCUUGGCUUGAUUUUUAUUGUUAACUGUCCAGGGGAACUGUAAAAUGCACAGGCUGUUCAGUCUGUGCUGCAAACUCAUCAACUCUAUUUUAAAAGGAGUCAUUCAUAUAAAAAAAUCAUCAAUACUCAUUACCCAUCAAGUAAUUAGUUAAGUUUUUAAGGCUUAAAGAUUAAUUGCACUUAAUGCAAAAAGGCCAGGUUUUCUUGUUGAUACUUCACAGACAGUAUAAAGGCAUGGAGAUGGCUUUCACUUCCCUCUGUGAGAACAUCAGUAGCCUGGAGGAGUCUUCAGAAAGCAGACAGGUGUUGCUAGUUCCCUUGCCUGCAGGCCUCUGGGGAGGAUAGGAAGAAUGGCUGAGCCUUAAUAAACUCUAGCUAUUCACAUUUACUGCAUGGCCUCUUAAGCGAUAGGCCCACACCCAAGCAACUCUGUCCCCAGAGGUGGAGAACAAGUGAUCUUUCUCUUCUGGGGGCAGGGGGGAAGGAGGCAAGCAUUCUGGCAUAACAUCUGCUCUGUCAAAAUACUGUCUAAAGUGUGUGCUGUACUUGUACUGAUUUAAAGAAAAUACUAGCAGAUAAUGGUUAAAAUGGAAACUUUUCAGUAAAAAAUGGAAACUUUCCUUUAAAAUGGAAACCUUGCUGGGGAAGCAAAAAGGAAUCUUCUCUAGAGUACUGUUUAGGUUUUCUGCCUUUAAAAAUACCUCUCUAUCUAUUUAUUUAUUUAGCUUUGCAAAGAAAGCCACCUUUAGUUCAAUUAAAAAGAGGAUUAGACCUUUGGAUCUUUUUGCCUGACUGGAUUUGUUAGAUUAGUUCUGCACUCUGAAUAUGAAAUUGGAUUUAAAUGUUUUCAGCCCAAGCAGAGUUUUGUCAUGUAAAGUGAUGGAUACUUGUUUUUAAAUAAUGAAAGGCCUAAAUAUUUUGAAGUUUAAAAAAAUGACUGAAUUGGAAAAGAAUAUAAGCAAAAUUCACGUUAAUCCUUUUGUGUUAGCAGUGUAAUUUGUAAUGAGUAAAUCUGAUGCUUGCUACUAAUGAAGUCAUCUUGAUGCUGCAGAUAAGGAAAAAGUUAUAACUGUCUUUACAGAUGUUUUCUAAAUUCUGAGUAAAAAGAAUGUAUUUAAAAGUCUAAA
Messenger RNA from Dromaius novaehollandiae (emu), 2191 nucleotides. It is a transcript of the gene TMEM70, whose product is annotated as transmembrane protein 70. NCBI's taxonomy places the organism in Eukaryota, Metazoa, Chordata, Aves, Casuariiformes, Dromaiidae. The transcript has 3 exons. Gene Ontology annotation, cellular component: mitochondrial membrane. The coding region runs from base 87 to 794 and encodes 235 amino acids. Gene Ontology annotation, biological process: mitochondrial proton-transporting ATP synthase complex assembly. The record is from RefSeq and is a predicted model, not a curated record.